Messenger RNA from Euleptes europaea (tarantolino), 1063 nucleotides. RefSeq names its product MRN complex interacting protein (gene MRNIP). Bases 23 to 1063 code for a protein of 346 amino acids. The record is from RefSeq and is a predicted model, not a curated record. The transcript has 7 exons. Gene Ontology annotation, molecular function: chromatin binding. Gene Ontology annotation, biological process: mitotic G2 DNA damage checkpoint signaling. Gene Ontology annotation, cellular component: nucleus. NCBI's taxonomy places the organism in Eukaryota, Metazoa, Chordata, Lepidosauria, Squamata, Sphaerodactylidae.
UGCCUCCAACUCUUGGCUCCUGAUGGCUCAGCAGUUUCAAGUCCUGAGAUGCUCCUUCUGUCAGGUGUUUCAAGUCCAGCAGGUAAGGCCACCUGGGGGCCAGGUCAAAAAGAGCAAAAAAUGGAAUUGCAAAAUAUGUGAUGAAAAGCAGUCAAUUCUAAAGGUUUUUGGCCAAGGUUCUGGAUCUGAUUGUAGGCACCAUGUACAAAAAUUAAACCUGCUGCUAGGAGAGAGAGAACAGGCAUCUGUCAGUAUGCCUUGGGAUACUGAAGAACCAGAAGAGAGAGAUAACAAGCACACAGUUGCUCAGCUGGAAGAAAAAUGGGACUGGCAGGAAGAAAAGGUCAGCCGUUGGAAUAAAUAUCUGCACAAAAGCUGUGAGGAGGAAGAGAAAAUGUUGCAUACAGGAAAACAGACCAGCUCUUCUCUGGAUAACAUAACAGAAGAUCCAAGGAAAUAUAAGAAGACCAGCUUAGACAGUGUUGAUGCCCAGAGAGCUGAAGAAAAUGGAGUUCCUGGAUUUGGAAAGAAUCACAGAAGAAAUUCAUUCAGCAAUUCAGAAAGCUGUGGAAAUGCUGCAAAGAAAAGCACGGGGAUUUCUACUGUUGAAGGACUUCUGGUACAUGCAAAGAAUGAAGAGACAGAAUUAAGAAAUGCUGUUCUUUCUAAUCAAAAGAAAUCUCUUUCAUCAGAGACCUUUAAUAGGAGUGUGGCUGCUACUGUAUUAGAGUGCCGGGUGCCUAUAGUCCGAAGUUCUGCUGCUGCAGGUAAUGAAAAAAUAGUCAGCUGCAUUGACAGCCCCCCAAACUGGCAGCGUAUACCAAGGCAGACUGUCUCUGCUUUCCUAGAUAAAGUACAGAAGGAUAGUGAGCAUACUGAAGAAGCCAACAUACUAACCGAAAAAAACAAAGAUUCUUCAUUAUUACCUAGUGCUAAUCUUCAAAGGAUGUUGUCAAAGGAACCGACCUCAAUUCCUUUAGUUCAUCCUGUUGCUUUCUCUAGUGUUACAGGUCGAUACAGUAGCCUCUUUUCUACAGGAGAGGAUUUUGAUGACUACCUUUGA